This is a messenger RNA of Protopolystoma xenopodis, 1503 nucleotides long. The record is from the annotation of a GenBank genome assembly. NCBI's taxonomy places the organism in Eukaryota, Metazoa, Platyhelminthes, Monogenea, Polystomatidea, Polystomatidae.
AUGAGUUCUAGCUCUGAUGAUGUCCAUCAGAUGAUUGACCAAAGCUCAGCCAGUUUUGUGCCAAUAAGUUCUUGGCUCACAUGGGGUCGGAGGACGGUCAGCCAAGGACUUCUUCGCACAAUUCAGCACAAUUCCCUACUCGACAAUCCUCCUUCGGUUUUCGGAGAAUGCCUCAUGGCCUGCAUUAAUCUGAACAUCAUAGUUUCGCCUAACAACAGCAGAGCAACAGUUAUCCGCCGUGGUCUUUUGGUGCUAUCGACUUGUGAAGCUCUUCCACUUGCCUUUUCACAUGAAAUAAAUGCCACUGAAAGACUGAAACUACACGCUGACUUGAGAGUGAAGAGGUGGCUGGUAGUCGAGUCGGUAAAGGGACUGCAGGAUUCUGGUACUUGUGCUUCCUACCACACGAAGACCCAGGUCCUUCCUGGAAGAAUACUCCCGGGGUUAACAGAGCCUGGCAUGUUGAACAUGCUGAGCUACCCUCAUGUUGCUCCGCCCGGUCUACAGGUCACUCUUCGCGAUGCCGCUCAUCUUUCGACUUGGCCCGAGGACGGCAAGCAGAAGCAGAUCUCCAAUCCGGGCGCGGAAUUCGGCUGGCUCGGCUCUGCCGACCGGACUUGGUCCCUCCUGCCGGAGCACCGACCGCCCGACUCGAGCAACGUUCUCUCGCCUGACGACAGUGUCCGGCACGGCGGUGGCCAAUCAUCCUCACCAGUCUCCCGUCAGGGCCAUUGGUCGGCCUGGUCUGACUGGUCGCCAGGCUGCGGCCUACACACCGACUGCCGACAGGUGCGUAGUCGCCGUUGCCUUGUGCCUGCGUCGUCUUUCGGCCCGACUCACUCGUCAUCGUCUGCGACGGAGGCAGUAACAGACCGUCGAGGCAGCGGGGCUGAGCAGACACACAGCGCCCAAACGAACCACGAUGAGACUGCGCAGCCGAGAAGGGACGAGACGGUCGAACAGAGGAGGCCUCCGAUCAUAGCAGAUACAAGCUUUGAUGAUCCACACAAUGCAACUUUCCCUUCCCUCUUCCACGAUGCCUACGUGACCUCCUUUUCCGAAUCUUCCCCUCCCCCCCGUCGCUCCUCUUCUACCUCUUCUUUUUCUCCUAUUUCCACAUCUUCUUCUACUCUUCUUCUUCCACCUGCUCCGGCUCACACUCAUUAUACUACGCCUGCUCCAACUUCUCCUCCUCCCUUUUUCCCUCCCCCACCCUCUAUGUUGUCCUCUUCUCCUUCUAUUCCUUCGUUCGGUUUUGCCUUUACUCCCACCCGUAAUCCUCUCGCCCCAGCGGCAUGGCCACAAGAGCCGCCAUACUGGCACGCUCCUGAGGGCCGUUGUCUCCGGCUUGGCCAAUUGGUGGGUGGCCGAGAGGUCCGCUGGUGCUUGGAACUGCUCGAGUGUCAGGAGCGCUGGCGCAGGUCUCGCAACCACCCACCGCCUCCGGGUAGGUGUGCACGCCAAAUUUCGGCUGGUCAUGUCUGCCUUCAAUCCUCAAUUUGA